UUUUGCUGUCUCAUUAGCUAUUGACCUUAAACAGAUGAAAACACUGUCUUCUCGAGGCCUGUCUGUUUGAAGAAUAAUCGUCUGUUCAUCUUCCUUGUUAUCUGCGAACGUCUUUGGCAUUACUUCCCAUUACAAGAACAAGUCGAUUUACUUUUUARUCUCGAACGACUCAAGCCAACGAUGUCUAAACUUGCUUUCCUCCAUUUGGUUAUCUUUCUACAAUCAGCUCUUACUUCAGCCACGUACCUUUCUUGUCCACCSGGUUGGGCUACUUACAAGGAAUCGAGCUACUGUUAUCGUGUGGGCAACACGCCAACGACCAAAUGGAAGACAGCAAGAAAAGCGUGUUURUCCAUGGGAGGUGACUUGGUGAAGAUAAGGUCAGCCCAAGAAAACAGAUACGUGGCCCUUCUUGCUCGUACUUACUCAAGUAGUGGCUCCAUGUGGCUUGGGCUUGUUGGAGAUUCCAGCAACGUAUUUACAUGGGUUGAUGGAUCUGCAUUGUCUGUUCAAUACUCGAAUUGGAUAUCAGGCGAGCCCAACAACUACGAAGGACAGGCUGAAGAUUGUGKAGUUAUGAGCUUAAGCAGUAUGGGAUGGAAUGACGUGAUAUGCAUYAAUAAUUCGUUGAUUUACGUGUGCGAAAAAGAAAAGCUAUAUUGAUUCAUUCAUGGCCCACUUAUUUGCAACUUUCUUGUAAUAAAAAGGAUGGCAUUACGA
This is a messenger RNA of Actinia tenebrosa (Australian red waratah sea anemone), 720 nucleotides long. Its product is annotated as perlucin-like protein. NCBI's taxonomy places the organism in Eukaryota, Metazoa, Cnidaria, Anthozoa, Actiniaria, Actiniidae. The record is from RefSeq and is a predicted model, not a curated record.